Molecule: messenger RNA, 2112 nt
Organism: Rotaria sp. Silwood2
Lineage: Eukaryota; Metazoa; Rotifera; Eurotatoria; Philodinida; Philodinidae
Source: the annotation of a GenBank genome assembly
AUGACAACACUACAACCACGCGGUUACGGAGGACUUCCUUCAUUUCAAUUUAGUCCACCUAAUCGGGCUCAUAAUCGAUAUUAUAAUGAUAGAUAUCCAAGGUACGGAACAUCUUUUUCACCACACUUUCCAACUCCGCGAUUUUAUCAGCCACCUUUCUAUCCUAAUGAAAGAUAUACAACACCUGGUUUCUAUCAAGAUCGACGAUCUGGUUUUGGUAGACAACUUGCAACAUUUUUAUAUAGAUUAGAUGAUCAAGUUCGAUAUGAACAAUAUUUACGUAGGUUAGAAAAAAUACAAAGGCAAUAUGGGAGACUACAAAACAAUAACUAUGCAACAUCAUUACCAUGGAAUAGUUAUGGUGGCAACGUAUAUGAAUUUGAAAAAGAGACAAAAUAUGUACCAGUACCAGUCUUUUUGAAUCCUAAUACGGGACAGUAUGAACCUCUUGGAAAUUCAGGUCUUGGUUUUUCUCCGAAUAUAGGCUACCCUGGUGGUAUGAAUUUGCCACCAAAAAUCAGAGUCAUUUUCAUACCAACAGGUCAAUCAUCUUUACAACAACCAUGGAUAGGCCCAUUAACGACACCACCUUUUCUUUACAAUCGUAUAGCACAACCUUUACACGCAUUUCCACUACCACCACCAUUACCACAACUAGGAUCAUUGCCUCUUACACCUGCAGUUCAACAAAUGGUCAUACAACGCUACAGCAAUCCUGUUGCUGUAUUACCUUGUACUCCUAGCUGGCAAAUGUCUCAACUGAUGAUGCCCAUUUAUCCACAAUUUUCUCAAGCACAACCUAUGGUACCUAUAUCAGCCUUUGAGCCAUUUUCAACUGCUGCACAAUCCUACAUUCCUCCUCUAAUGCCAACUUUUCCAUAUCUUCCACCUGCACCACAACCCUGCAUUCCUAAUCUGAUGCCAGCUUUUCCAUCAUUACCACCUGCUCCGCAAUUAUACCUUCCUCCUCCUUCCAGCAUGCCGAUGAACCAAUGCAUGUUAUCACCACCAUCAUCACAGCUACCAUUGCCAGACACUAAUGUAGUUUCAUCAUUUCCUCAAUAUUUUAAUAGCAACUAUCCAAGCAUGUGCCGUGCGUGUCCACCAGUACCACCUUCACUUAACAUAUCAGUCACUGGUCAUUGUUGGGUACAACAUUGUGCUGCUUGUCAUCAUGUACCAACAUCUAUUUCUAAUUCAUAUGUGCGACCUGCCAGUGGACGAAUUACACCAUUGCUUCGCUAUCCAACAGUACCACAGUAUGUACCUGAUCAGACAAUACAACAACAGCAAUAUUUUCAAAAUGAAGCACCGAUUUUGAUGCGUCCAUGGUUACGAAAGACACCGCCACUUCCACCUGGCGCUAUUCUUAUUUCAGAUGAAUAUGUCACUGACAAUCGUUAUUCUUCGGGACAUGAUCGUUCACGAAGAAGAAAACGGCGGCCUAAAGAUAGUUAUUAUCCUGCGCAACGAGCCACAACUGUAGCAUCAAAAACAGUAACCACAGUAAAUCCAACAGCUAUAAAAGUUAGUAGAAGUAUAUCACCAAGAAGAUCAAGCAAAACUCAUAACAAUCGAACUCAAAAUGAAGCAUUCGUUCAAUCAAAUAAUAUCAUAUCAAAUGAUUCAUCAAGUACUACAACAAGUGAUGUAACUGUUGAAUAUCAAAAAGUAACGUUGCAUUCGUCUAAGCCCAAAGAAAACGAUAUUCCUGAACAAUUAGUUAAUGAAGCUCGUAAUAUUAAUUUUCAAUAUAAUUACCAACCACAAGAAUUACCUUCUGUUUAUCUUGUUAAUCAGUAUUUGAAAUCAAAUAGUGAAGAUUCUACAUUAACUGCAAGCUUUAGAACAUUAUCUGACUGUUCUCCUUCACUUAUUAAAGAAAACAUUCAGACUUCAUCGUCGUCAAGUAACUUUAGUCCAAUGAAAGAAGAAGCAAACUCAGAGAAAGAAGAUGAGAAAUCAACUCAUCCUCCUUCUCAAAUAAAAAAACCUAAAGAACGAUUGAUUAUUAUACGAGAAUUUAUGACAAGUUCUCCAUCAACAAUGAGUACUAUUUCAUCAAAUUCGGCUUUUAGUAUUAUUGACAAGGACAUAGACAUAAAAUUCUAA